This is a messenger RNA of Blastomyces gilchristii SLH14081, 180 nucleotides long. RefSeq lists its product as uncharacterized. The record is from RefSeq and is a predicted model, not a curated record. Lineage: Eukaryota; Fungi; Ascomycota; Eurotiomycetes; Onygenales; Ajellomycetaceae. The transcript has a single exon. The coding region runs from base 1 to 180 and encodes 59 amino acids.
AUGAUUCAGAACAUUGAGAAGACAGCUCUGCUCUCUGAGCAUGUCAAUCUGCUUACUGCUAAGAUGAAAUCUGAGACAGCAGACAAGAAAAUGCAGGAUUUUGAGAUACAGGUUGAUCUGGCUGAGAGAGAGCAGCAGAAACCCUUCUCUGAGAAGAUAGUGAAGAGAGAUUUGAGAUGA